GCGCAGGCGCGGCGGCGGCGGCCGCUGCCCGCCCCGUCGGGGCGGUGCUUGCGGGAGGCGAAGCGCUGCGGGCAGCGGCGCGCCCGGAGCGGCGGCACCGGCCACCGGCAUCGGGGCACCGGCACCGGGCAGGGCCGGUGGGGAAAGAUGUUUUCCUCAGUGAAGCCAUAUGAGAACCAGCGCUACGCCUCCCUGAAGAAGGCAUGCCAGCGGCGGAAGCAGCUCUUUGAGGACCCGCUUUUCCCUGCCAAUGAUGACUCGCUCUUCUACAAGUCAAGGAUCCAGGGAAUUCAGUGGAAGCGCCCAAAAGAAAUCUGCAGUGAUCCACGUCUCUUUGUGGAUGGCAUCAGCUCCCAUGACUUACACCAGGGUCAGGUUGGGAACUGCUGGUUUGUGGCUGCCUGCUCCUCCCUGGCGUCCCGGGAGUCUCUGUGGCAGAAGGUCAUCCCAGACUGGAAGGAGCAGGAGUGGAAUCCCGAGAAACCCGAGAGCUAUGUGGGGAUCUUCCACUUCCAAUUCUGGCGUUUCGGUCAGUGGCUCGACGUGGUCAUAGAUGACCGCCUGCCCACACUGCACAACCAGCUCAUCUACUGCCACUCCAACUCCAGGAACGAGUUCUGGUGUGCCUUGGUGGAGAAAGCUUAUGCCAAGUUGUCAGGCUGUUACGAGGCCCUGGAUGGAGGUAACACAGCUGAUGCCCUGGUAGACUUUACUGGUGGGGUCUCUGAACCUAUCGACCUGACCGAAGGGGACUACAUUGCUGAUGAAGCCAAGCGAAACCUCCUCUUUGAGCGUGUCUUGAAGGUGCACAACCGGGGAGGCCUCAUCAGCUGCUCCAUCAAAGCCACGUCAGCAGCUGACAUGGAGGCCCGCCUGGCCUGCGGACUGGUGAAGGGCCACGCGUACGCAGUGACAGAUGUGCGGAAGGUCCGCCUGGGCCACGGCCUGCUGUCCUUCUUCAAAUCGGAGAAGCUGGACAUGAUCCGCAUGCGCAACCCAUGGGGCGAGCGGGAGUGGAACGGCCCUUGGAGUGACACCUCUGAGGAGUGGCAGAAAGUGAGUAAAAGUGAGAGAGAGAAGAUGGGAAUGACAGUGGAAGAUGACGGAGAGUUCUGGAUGACCUUUGAAGAUUUCUGCAAAUACUUCACAGACAUCAUUAAGUGCCGUCUCAUCAAUACAUCCUACCUGAGCAUCCACAAGACCUGGGAGGAGGCAGUGCUACAUGGGGCAUGGACCAGAAACAGUGACCCCUUGAAGAACCGCUGUGGAGGUUGUAUCAACCACAAGGACACCUUUUUGCAGAACCCCCAAUACAUGUUUGAUGUGAAGAAGGCAGAAGACGAAGUGCUGAUCUCCAUCCAGCAGAAGCCAAAAAGAACCAGUCGCAAAGAGGGCAAAGGAGAGAACUUGGCCAUAGGCUUUGAUAUCCAUAAGGUGGAGCUGAACAGGAACUACCGGAUGCACACCCUGCAGCAGAAGGUGGCCAGCUCCAUCUACAUCAACUCCCGCAGCGUCUUCCUGAGGACAGACCUGAAGGAGGGACGCUAUGUCAUCAUCCCCACCACUUUUGACCCCGGUCAUGUAGGCGAGUUCCUUCUCAGGAUUUUCACAGAUGUGCCUUCAGAUUGCCGAGAGCUGACACUGGAUGAGCCACCACACACCUGCUGGAGUGGGAUGUGUGGUUACCCGCAAGUGGUAUCCCAGAUCCACGUCCUUGCUGCAGCUGGGCUCAAGAAUCAGGACUCCCAAGGAGCUGACCCUUAUGUGAUCAUCAAGUGCGAAGGGCAAAAAGUUCGUUCUCCGGUGAAGAAGAACACAGUGUCUCCAGAAUUUGAUGUGAAAGGGCUCUUCUACCGCAAGAAGCCAGGACAACCCAUCAUUGUUCAGAUCUGGAACCACAACUUAAUAAGUGACGAGUUUUUGGGCCAAGUGGCGCUCACGGGGGACCCCAGCGAUCGGCAGUCAGUGCACACACUGCACCUCCAGGACAGGGGGAACAGAAGAUCGAAUGAUCUCUCUGGGACCAUUGCUGUGAUGCUGCUCAGCAGCAACAUCCUCACCAACGUCUAAGUACUCAAGAACUCUUCUUCUGGUGCCACAGAUGUGUAUAUAAACAUGCACACAUACAUACAAACACACAUACACACACAUAGCCUACCUACCAUCUGCAAAGCCUAUAUGAACUAUGCAUGCAUUCCAUUCUUAGGAGCCAGUCUUGUGUUUUCAAUGUUAAAAAGUGGUGCCUUUUUGGGGAACCGCAACAAUCCUUCUGCUGGCAUCCUCUGCAGCCCCCAUCACCGCUGUGUGCCCUGGGGGAUCGCUGCAAGCACGCUGUGUGUCCUGACAGCCAGAGCACAACGCCCUGCUGCUGUUUGUUUACACAGGCUGGCACACACGUGCCACCAUGCACACAUGUGGCCACCGCGGUCCUACCAGCUGCUUUCAUGCAUCUUUGAUGUGUCUGCUUGGUUUAAGAGUAGUGUGUGUGGAGUCGUCUCCUGUGAAACUGCUGUUUAAUCGCUUAUCUGUGGAGGCACCUCAGCAAAGGAGAAGUGGAAAACAAGAUCAGGCCCUUUUGAAUGUGGUGCUGGGCAUGGGUUUGCAUAUUGCAGUUGGAAACAAAAUGCACCAAGGCAGUCCCAAAUCCCAAAUCCACAGGGGCAACAAGACUAAAGGUUCCAUCGUUUUAGGGACAAGCUGUUUCCUCCUGGGUCUUGUUCAACCCCAUGAAUACAAAGAUGCCAACAACUAUGGUGGGACAACUGUUCUUUGGGGUCAAGUUUUUGAACCGGUCUGGACUCAGCUCCUGCAUGUGCCUCGAACUGCCGUGGUGCCUGCUCUCUCCAUGGCUUCAUGCUGUCCCCAUCCCAAGAGCUCACCCCAGUAGCCGGGGUGGGUUGUCUACUGGGGCCAUUCAGUGUUUAGAUAAGAGGAGACCAUAUCCUCUGAAAGCCAAAGCAUCAGGUCCAAGGGAUAGGGAGCUUUUCUCAGUGGGCUCCAUCUUUACUGCUGCAUACAGUGCAUCAUAUCUCAGUGCCUCGCAUUCCCAAAUUCUCUAUGAAAAUAGUGGGAUUUUAGCUUGUGCUGGAGGAGCACUGCUCCCAGCGCAGCCUGAAAAUGCUGGGAAUCUUUGAUCCAUGCCAGUGUUCAUCUCUCACCUUUAAUUUCCAGUCUCCUGGCCUGGAGGAUGAGUUGCACAGUGCUAGAGCCAGUGUCACAAGCACAACCCAAGCACGUCCUCGGGGACAUGUUUAGGGCCAUGGUCUGCUUCUGUUCGUCAUGAAGACUGGAUGUAUCUUCCUUGUUCCACUGGGUGGCAGAAUCUGGCUUCUUCUAAACCAUCCCAGCUAAGCCAAACAACAAACCCUCCUCUGGCCUUUCAGCAGCUGAUCAGGGCAGGUUUCAAAGCAUUUUUUUUCUCCUGUUGUUUAGGUUCAGGGUUUUUUUUUUAAUUAAUGUGCCUUUAAAAAUGGUGCAAGUUAAGGGUUUUCUCUGUCAGGUUUUCUAACAAGAAAAUAUUUUGCCGCCACCUGUAUGCAAGUAGAAAUGGAUACAUAUGAUGAUGUAAUCUUUUAGUCAUGGUAGAUUUUGACCUGAGCAGAGUCCGACAAAUGAACAGGAAAGCCUUUUGUUGCCAUAACAAGUAGAGUUUCUGCUUGUCCUACUAAAUGCCUGUGUUUGUGCUGCAAGUCUGUAUCUUUUUUUUAAAAAGUCCCUAAAGUUCUGCCAAACCUGUAACGUCGUAAGACGUUCCCCAGAACCACAUUACCAGACAGCUCAACUCUUGGUGCAUCCAGAAAUUUACAGUACAACUAACUUAAUCGAUUUUUGCAGGCUGUUUUUCCCCUUUCCUCAGCUUCAGAGUUUGCCUCCUGGUUAUGAAUUGGGUUUUUGACCAAAUUGCUUAUUUUCUUAGGUCUUCUUUUCCAGGACUUAGAGGCAAGCGGUGGCCCACAGGAUGCUCUUUCCAGGUCUCAGUUAUUCCUGGCUUGCACUGAGUGCCCUCCGAUUCCUGGUGCCAUCACUGCAUGUUGCAGAAGUGCUUCAAAUACUCCUGGUUUGGUAAAGUGACAUUUUGACCCCAAGGUAAAGACAAUUCCUUGAAUCUGGGCAGACUGAUUCAGAGGUAUUUUGACUUUAUACUGGGUUUGUUCAUGGGACUCAUCACUGAAAAGAAACGAAAGCAGCAUUGUGGGGUUAGAAGGCGUGAUUUAGGUCUUAAGUGAAGAUCUCACAGGCUCAUGUUCAGCAUGGUAUGUGAGAGGGACCAUGGUGCCCAAAGUUACCUCACCUGGCAGGGAAAAGAGCUGUUUAGCUAAGGGAGAGCAUCACAGGAACAUCACAGGAGCUUUGCACCAUCAUCAGCAGAUGGGGGUAGCCAGCCUGCCUGCAUUUGCCUUGUUUUCUCAGCAGAUCGGGCUACUGAUAGCUUCAGCUCAAGUGCCCUGGCACGUGCCCAACCGCACUGUGAUCCCCAAGGAAUGGCGUUGGAGCUUGCUGAGGAGUAGCGGUGCCCUGGUACCCAUGGACAGCAUCCUUCCUGUCUACAGAGAAUCAAGCCAUAAAGAGAGGAAAGGCAGCUUUUAAACAGCUUCUUCAAUAAUAAUAAAAAAAAAAUCAUCACACUAUAUCAGGACCAAAAUGGCUUAACAUCAGUAAUAUCUAUCCUUUUUUUUUACCCCAAACUUUUGAAAAUCUAAAGCAGAAGCCUUCUUCCCCUUACAUUUCCAAUGGAAUAACAAAAAUUACCUUUGUUGCUUGCCUUUUUUUUUCUUUUUUUUUUUUUUUUGUCUUGGUUGUAGAGCAGAUGAGGGAGGGUAGUUAUUAAAAUGCCAUUCCUAAUGUGGAUGCCUUUUCUCUUUGAAUGAAGUAAACAGAAAUAUUCAGGACUUUUUGUCUGAGAGGAGGACAGGUCUGAUAAGCACUUUCCAGAGCCUCCCAGGUAGUGUAGGACAUGUCUCUGAUUUAUUUUCCACUUCUUUUGUUGAUCAUUUCAAUGGUUGUGAGUAGCCUGCCGUUACACUCUGUGAAAUCCAUUUCUUUUUGACAUGUCCGUGUUAAAACAGGCUACAACUUGUCUUCAUCUCCAAAGGCACUGAUGUGUCAUGCUGCACAAGCUCAGAGAGUGGUCCAAACAGAAAGCCAACGUUGUACAGCUGUAAAACUCCUAUAAAUAAAUUGUGUAUAUUUUAUUCGGA
This is a messenger RNA of Falco peregrinus (peregrine falcon), 5198 nucleotides long. RefSeq names its product calpain 5 (gene CAPN5). Gene Ontology annotation, biological process: proteolysis. The record is from RefSeq and is a predicted model, not a curated record. NCBI's taxonomy places the organism in Eukaryota, Metazoa, Chordata, Aves, Falconiformes, Falconidae. The coding region runs from base 148 to 2070 and encodes 640 amino acids. Gene Ontology annotation, cellular component: cytoplasm. Gene Ontology annotation, molecular function: calcium-dependent cysteine-type endopeptidase activity. The transcript is spliced from 13 exons.